Molecule: messenger RNA, 1467 nt
Organism: Pistacia vera
Lineage: Eukaryota; Viridiplantae; Streptophyta; Magnoliopsida; Sapindales; Anacardiaceae
Product: isocitrate dehydrogenase [NAD] catalytic subunit 5, mitochondrial-like
Exons: 7
Coding region: 54-1181 (375 amino acids)
Biological process (GO): tricarboxylic acid cycle; isocitrate metabolic process
Cellular component (GO): mitochondrion
Molecular function (GO): isocitrate dehydrogenase (NAD+) activity
Source: RefSeq, a predicted model, not a curated record
UUUAUUAUUCUUUUUCAUAUUACAUCGACGGACCAAAAGCAGAGUAAUCAAUAAUGGCGACUCAGCUCGUGAGACGGGUCCUCGGUAGCCAAUCGAACCAGAUCCUCUCCGCUACAAACCCCAACCCAAGCUCAAUUUUACCUAUAGCUAGAUACUUUUCUGCCGACACUACUCCGAUCCGAGCCACUCUCUUCCCCGGCGACGGAAUCGGCCCCGAAAUAGCCGAGUCCGUUAAACAGGUGUUUAGAACAGCUGAAGUGCCAAUUGAAUGGGAGGAGCACUAUGUCGGAACUGAAGUUGAUCCCAGAACUCAAAGUUUUCUGACAUGGGAAAGUUUAGAAUCAGUACGGCGAAAUGGGGUAGGCUUGAAAGGGCCUAUGGCAACACCAAUCGGAAAAGGUCAUCGUUCUUUGAACCUUACUUUGAGGAAAGAGCUUAAUUUGUAUGCCAAUGUUAGGCCUUGCUACAGCCUUCCUGGCUAUAAAACUCGGUAUGAUGAUGUAAAUCUUAUCACUAUCCGUGAAAAUACUGAAGGGGAGUACAGUGGUCUGGAACAUCAAGUGGUAAGAGGUGUGGUUGAGAGUCUCAAAAUUAUUACCCGUCAGGCUAGUUUGAGGGUGGCUGAAUAUGCUUUUCACUAUGCUAAGGCCCAUGGAAGAGAAAGAGUGUCUGCAAUACACAAAGCUAAUAUUAUGCAGAGAACGGAUGGUCUCUUCCUUAAGUGUUGUCGUGAAGUUGCAGAGAAGUACCCUGAGAUAGUAUAUGAGGAAGUUGUUAUUGACAAUUGCUGCAUGAUGGUACAUGUCGAACACUUUUUAGGUCGUGAUAAACUACAUAACCACUACGGGUUGGAUUAUGGUGACAUUAUCAGUGAUUUAUGUGCUGGUUUGAUUGGUGGAUUGGGCCUAACACCAAGUUGCAAUAUUGGAGAGGGAGGAAUUGCCCUUGCUGAAGCUGUUCAUGGUUCAGCACCUGAUAUUGCUGGAAAGAAUUUGGCAAAUCCAACUGCCUUGCUGCUGAGUGCUGUGACAAUGUUGCGGCAUUUAGAGCUCCAUGAUAAGGCUGAUAGGAUCCAGAAUGCUAUCCUCAACACAAUCGCAGAGGGGAAGUACCGAACUGCUGAUCUUGGUGGCUCUUCAACAACCACCGAUUUUACAAAGGCUAUUUGUGAUCAUCUUUGAAGAUAUGUUGCUACAUAGGAUUGAGGUCAUGUUGAAUUGCCAGCUCUGAUUUUUUUGAGCCAUGUCUCAGAUGUUCAUUUCUUUAACCAAAGUUUUUUUCUUUAAGGGGAAUAAGACCCAUCACCUUGAUGACUAUUUAAAAGUUGCUCUGUUGUCACUGUUCACCCUGGGGGAAUAUGAGCGUCCUUGAGAAGGUAAAUACAGCAUAAAUAAUGUGCGCGAUGUCAUGUGAAAUUUCAAAUAAUUUUAACUAAAAGAUUGUUCAGAGAAAAUUGCUCGGCUCUCA